UUUCUCUCUGUGAUAGCAGUUUAAUUUGCUGUUUGGAGGGAAGAGAUUGUGGGUGGUAAAAGAAUGCCUCCGUCCUGACAAAAUUCUGCAAAGGAAGAGAAGAUGAUAUUGUUUUUCCUAACAGAAACCAGAACCUAAAAAAUAAAGGUAAAACCAGUCUGGGGAGGAGAGAAGCACCAUGGCUACUGGGUCAGAUGUCAAGGCUGCAGGGGGAAAUGUUCCCAUUGAUGAUGAUUCCCACCCAGCUAAGGAGCAAUCCUGCAGGAAAGGCUUUUGCUCAGUCCGUCAUGGGCUGGCCAUCAUCUUGCAGCUUUGUAACUUUUCAAUCUACACCCAACAAAUGAAUUUGAGCAUUGCCAUUACGGCUAUGGUGAACCACACAAAGGCACCCAGCCAGCCCAACUCCUCCACAGAGCAGCCUUCCCAGGCCUACAGGAAUGAAACCUUAGAGGGAACAAAGGCACUGGCCCCUGUUUAUGACUGGAGUCCUGAGAUCCAGGGAGUCCUCCUCAGCUCCCUCAACUAUGGCUCCUUCCUGGCUCUGCUCCCCACUGGCUAUGUGGCUGGGAUAUUUGGAGCCAAGUAUGUGGUUGGCUUUGGCUUGUUUGUUUCCUCAGUCCUGACGCUCUUCCUUCCGCUGGCGGCUGAUGUUGGAGUGGCCUUGCUCAUCAUCUUCCGGGUCAUCCAAGGCAUUGCCCAGGUUAUGGUAUUAACAGGUCAAUACUCAAUUUGGGUCAAAUGGGCUCCCCCACUGGAAAGGAGUCAACUCACUACCAUUGCUGGAUCAGGGUCAAUGCUGGGGACCUUCAUUGUCCUCCUUGUUGGUGGACUCCUCUGCCAGACCAUAGGAUGGCCGUAUAUCUUUUAUAUCUUUGGUGGAAUUGGCUGUGCCUGCUGCCUUCUCUGGUUUCCUCUGGUCUAUAAUGACCCUGGAAGUCAUCCCUUCAUCAGUACCAGUGAGAAGAAGUUCAUUGUGCACUCACUGGCUCAGCAGGAUUUUUCUCCUGGAUGGUCUCUUCCAAUCAAAGCUAUGAUCCAAUCUCUACCACUUUGGGCCAUUAUAGUCUCCUAUUUCUGUGAAUACUGGCUUUUCAAUAUCAUAAUGGCAUAUACACCCACUUACAUCAGCUCUGUACUUCAAGCCAGCCCUAAAGACAGUGGAAUCCUCUCGGCCUUGCCAUUUGUUGUUGGUUGCAUCUGUAUUGUCCUUGGAGGCCUAUUGGCAGAUUUUCUUCUCUCCAGAAAAAUUCUCAGACUCAUUACCAUCAGGAAAGUCUUCACUGCCAUAGGAGUUUUCUUCUCAUCCAUGUUUUUAGUGCCUCUGCCUUGGGUCAGAUCCAGCAAAGGUGCAACCAUGGCCUUCUUGGUUCUCUCUGCUGCCUCCAGCAGCUUCUGUGAAUCAGGAGCCCUUAUUAACUUCUUGGAUAUUGCUCCUCGGUAUGCUGGGUUUCUCAAGGGACUACUGCAGGUCUUUGCACACAUAGCUGGAGCUAUCUCUCCCACGGUUACUGGUGUUUUCAUCAGUCAGGGUUCAGAUUCAGAAUCUGGAUGGAGAAAUGUGUUCCUGGUUGCAGCUGCUAUUGACAUAGUAGGGGUGAUCUUCUACCUCAUUUUUGCCCAAGCAGAAGUGCAAGACUGGGUGAAGCACGAGCAAAUCACCCACCUCUGAGCCCUGGAGUGCUGUGCGAGAACCCAGCCCUUGCUAGUUCACUACUUUUCCUCACAGCUUGUCCUUUUGGGUCUGCUUGACUGAUUUGCCAUUUAAUUGCAAUUGGUUUUAUUUCUAGUAUCUUCUCAGAAACCUUGACUAUCUAAUAUAGAAGGUUUUACCAAGGUUGAUUUUUUUUAUAGGAGAAAAAAAUGCUCAUUAUUUAACAUAUGAAAGCAUGUAUGUGUGAGUUUCUCAAUGACUUCUAUGCUUCUCACCAUUAUGCUGAAAAAAGCAUCAAGCACUAGAUGAAGUUUUCUCACCAAGUAGAAGAGAAAGCAGAAGCACAGCAGUGUGGUUGGGGGAUUACCAAGGAAGUGGGGCCCAAACACCAGAAUAUGAACCCUAGAGCUUCUAUCAAAAGAAAGGCAGAGACUGUGGAAAACAUUGUCUCCAACCCAAAUCCUGGGCCAAGUGUCCCUGCUCCAAGGCUAAGUUGCUCUCACCUUCCCAAGGUGUAUAGGACACUCCAGUCUUGGUGUGGCCAGGGUACCUCUCUGAAAAGUGACAAGUAAAAAGGACAAUAAAGAAUGAACCCACUGAGACAAGAGGAAUGAACUUUCCUCCAACUUACAUGCAAAAGUCAAUUGACUUCGCCUCUUCCAGACAACUCACUUGGGGCUAGUUUUGGACCAGUGCCUGCCUAUCACUCCCCAGAGUGGACUUUUCCAGAGCAGCUUUCUCCCUGGCUACUGUCUGACCUUGGUUCCGCUUCUGCUUGGCAGAUCUGUGCAGAUACCUAUGCACUUUAGUGAAUGAAUUGUCCAGUUUUUUCUCUUGUCUCCAUGAACAUUUCUUUAGGGGAUCACACUUGUUUUUGCUUCUUUGGCUCUUAGGGUCUUUACCACCAUCCAGUGGGUCUCAUUUAAUAUUCACUUCACUAGCCUAAAAUGCCUCUGGAUAUGUACACAGACCCAGGCUACUUGACUCAUUGUAAAUUUCCAGAGAGUGUACAGGAUGUAUCUGCUUUCAUUAUGUCCCACAUGAGCAGCUCAAGGACCAUGAAGGAAAACAAAAAUAUUCAAACACUAACUGAAUAUUAAUGGAUGCAUGGUAGAAAUCAAAAUCACACAUAGUUUAAAGAAGCUCAACAUCUCAGGAGGGCAGACACCUUUAUCCAGGUAUCCUGCUACUGGCUGUAGAAUGACAGCUGUGGAGAGCAGAUUAUUGGGUAUAGCAUGCUAGAAGAGCAGGUGCAUUAAUCAGGGUGACAUAGGGCCACCAGUCUGAAGUGUUAACUGAACUGGGAUCCAAAAAACAACAGUAACUGGUGCAGGAGGGGAAGAGGGUGAAUUUUCUAGGUUGAAGGCAUGGUAAAAGCGAAGGGUGGCAGGAAGGAGCAGUCACACAUCAGAGGUCAGAUAGCCAGAGAAUAAGAGAAGUGGAGCUUUCAAGAAAGCAAGUGAAUGAUGCUGUAGAAGCAUCAAGGUAGACAAAACACAGAUGACAGUGGGCCCAGUGAAGGAAAGCACAAACCAGGUCAUACGAGGAGUGAGCAGAAAGGAGAAAGCAGAGCACUGCUGGAAAUCUGGCUGUGGAGGGAGGAAAGAGAUGAGAAAGUAGCUGCAGAGGACUACCAGGUAAAGGACAGAGUUUAAACACACGUUUAAAACUGAUGAGAAGGAAUUAGUGAAGAGAGAAAAGUUGCGUGCAGGAAAGAACAAAGCUUGAAUGAAUGGGAAAUUCCUGAGAAGGACACAUGUAGGGUAUGUUGGGACCUGAGGCCCAGUUAGGAGGAGGAUAGCAGAUGACAUGGGGACAGCUUCCGCCUUUUCCCUGACAGUUCAAUGUCAUGCCCCGGUCCACCAACAAGAGAUUCAGGGAAUUGUUUGUUUGUAUGUCUUUCUUCCUACUUGGAGCAGAGUGAUCUGGCAGAGACAUCCAGCAGGUUUGCGGUGGCUUGCAGGGUGAUGGCAUCCAGAUGACAUGGUAAAUGCUUUCAUUGCUCCUCCCCUGCUGCACUGACAGGCUUCCUCUAACCAGUUUGAAUGUAAAGCCAGACAGAGUUCAGGAACAAUGCCAUGAAGUAUUUGGCAACAUCUUAAACACAACAAUGGUACUAUGUGCACAGUCAAUGCCAAUAAAUGCUUGUUGAGUCAUCAUGUGUACCAAUGAAUCAAACAACUCUGGGAUGGUACUAGAGAUACAAGGUUAUGAAUGGAUGUGAACAAAAGGGCCCUAUUUAGAUGCAAACUUCCUUUAAUUAACUUGUUUUCAGAGCACAGAACCAUCUAAACCUAUGGACACUUUUUCUUACUUCACCCAGUGUUAAGAGACCAGGUCUGGCAAUCUCAGAGCCGAUUCAGGGUCUUAACACUGAGCACUCUAGUGUCCUCUAGAGAAGACUGUCUUUCCUAUUUCUGAGCAAUUAUUUCUCUCUUUUUGUUCCCUGGACUCUUACUCCUUUCUCAUUUGUCACCUUCAGCUGUUUUUGAAAACAAGUUUGAUUACUGCCUGAGCCACGCAAGGAAGUUAGGAUUAACAUUUUUAGCAUGAAUGACACUGGUUUUCUCUCCAAAUCAGCAGUCCUGAAAAUAUAGAAAGCUAAGAUUUUCUACCAGUCGGCCCAUCAGCAAUGAGGGGGAAAGCUGAGCAUUGUGCAAAAGGUCUUUCAUGAUGUCUUAGAAUAAGAUUUUAUUAUAUGCUUGUUUAUUGCACUAUUUGACAAUCAUUUAUAAACAACUGAUAUAAAGAGGAAAACAGAGAUAAACCCAGUUUUGAAACUGAGACAUGUAAUAUGUUGCAAACAACAUACACUAUAAAAGAGAAGCGCACAGCCUGCGUAGUGUGGAGAUGGACCCCGGGUGUCUCUGUUUCACCUUCCUCCUGGCACUGGUGACUCUAGAGCCUGGUCUCCUGUGCAGUUCCCUCAACCUUCAUUAAGGAGGAAACUGCUAGGCUCUCGAGGUGCUCAACUUUACAGUGAGUUUUGUGCAGAAAGGAAAAAUAUGUAUCAAAAUAUCAUUAGUGAGUCUUCAUUAAAAGAGCAUAGAAAAUGUUUUCAACAUUUCAAAGGGAUGGUCUAGUCCAUUUUUCUUAAGCUAUCUUUCUUACCCUGUGAUAGGUUAUCCUAAGUGUGUUUUAUAUUUUUUGACAUAAAAAUAAAUAUGACUGGUGCAA
Messenger RNA from Cavia porcellus (domestic guinea pig), 4828 nucleotides. RefSeq names its product solute carrier family 17 member 4 (gene Slc17a4). NCBI's taxonomy places the organism in Eukaryota, Metazoa, Chordata, Mammalia, Rodentia, Caviidae. Gene Ontology annotation, biological process: monoatomic anion transport; transmembrane transport. Bases 179 to 1669 code for a protein of 496 amino acids. Gene Ontology annotation, cellular component: plasma membrane. The record is from RefSeq and is a predicted model, not a curated record. The transcript has 12 exons. Gene Ontology annotation, molecular function: transmembrane transporter activity.